Molecule: messenger RNA, 1745 nt
Organism: Megachile rotundata (alfalfa leafcutting bee)
Lineage: Eukaryota; Metazoa; Arthropoda; Insecta; Hymenoptera; Megachilidae
Gene: ArfGAP1
Product: ADP-ribosylation factor GTPase-activating protein 1
Biological process (GO): regulation of endocytosis; regulation of ARF protein signal transduction
Cellular component (GO): Golgi membrane
Molecular function (GO): GTPase activator activity
Source: RefSeq, a predicted model, not a curated record
UUAUAUUGUAUUAUAAUUUAAAAUAAGUAUUAAGUAAUUAAUAUAUAUUAUAAUUCAUUGCUUCUGUUCUACUGUUAUCCAUGAAAAGUUAAAAUAAAUUUUUAUAAAGAAACUGACAAAUACAUCAUGUUGGAUUUUUAAAGAAGAAUUAAAGAUUGGACUUAAUUAAUUUUAAAUUUAUCUACAUCAAACUAUGGCCAGCCCACGAACUCGAAGAGUUUUGAAUGAACUUAAACCUAAAGAUGAAAAUAAUAAAUGUUUUGAAUGUGGUACUCAUAAUCCACAGUGGGUUUCUGUUACCUACGGUAUAUGGAUUUGUCUUGAAUGUUCUGGGAAACACAGAGGACUUGGUGUUCAUUUAUCAUUUGUUCGAUCUAUUUCCAUGGAUAAAUGGAAAGACUUAGAAUUAGAAAAAAUGAAAGUUGGUGGAAAUAGAAAUGCUCGUGAAUUCUUUGAAUCUCAACCAGAUUGGGAUGAUAAUAUGUCAAUAACACAAAAGUAUAAUACUAAAGCAGCAGCAUUAUAUAGAGAUAAGAUUGCAACAUUAGCGCGUGGAGAAAAUUGGAGUCCUACUACUUCCAUGGCUAAAGAUUUUCAACCUUCGAUGUAUUGGGAGAAUCAACAAGAAAAUUCAUCAUAUCAGGGCGAUGCGUCUAAUUCUUAUCAAAAUUUUGUUGCAAAUAGUUAUAAAUCUCAAACAGAAGCCUUCUUUGCCAGAAAACAGACUGAAAAUGCUAAUCGCCCUGAUAAUAUUCCACCUAGUCAAGGUGGUAAAUACGGAGGAUUUGGUUAUCAAAUGGAGGCUCCACCUAGAAGUUCAUCGCAAGAAUUUUUUGACACUGCAGUUUCUUCUUUAGCAAGUGGAUGGUCAAUAUUUUCUUCAUCUGCAUCAAAAAUAGCAAGUAAAGCUACAGAAAAUGCUAUGAAAAUUGGAGAAUUUGCUUCACAAAAGGUUCGUGAUGGUACUUUGUUGGAAGAAGUUGGAGCUCAAGUUAAUAGUUUAGCUGCAAAGGUCGGAGAUUUAGGAAGAAGAGGAUGGGGUGAUAUUGGGGGAAAAAAUUCACUUGAACAAAACCAAUAUAAUUCGACAGAAAAUUAUCAAAAUUCUACUGUUUACCAAAAUUAUGAUGCAGUUCAACCUCAUUCCACUGAAAAGACAUCUUUAAUGAAAACGUCACAGUCAAAAACAAAUGUAUCAACUGCAAAUUCUUCAAAUUAUGAAUGGGAUUGGGGUAAUGAUACAAAGCAAAAUGUAAAUGAAACUACGGACUCUAAAUCAGUUGCAAAAAAAUCAAGGAAUAAAGUUAAAGAAGAAGAUCUAAUUAAUUUUGGCACUGAUAAUAAUCCAUCCAGUUGGGAUUCAAAAUUGGAAGAUGAUGCAUGGGAAAUACUAAAAAAUUAAUUGUUAUUUCUGAAUUAGCAAAUUUAUAUUAAAAUUCAAGAUCUACAAAAGUCUUUUUCAUCAUAUAGAUUUUGAAUUUGUAUGAAUUACUGUAACAAGGAUUAUUGAAAUGAAUUUAUUUUUAUUUGAAUUCUACCUGUCCAUUAAAGACAAAUAUACAUAUGUAUGAAAAAGUAAAUAUUCAUUUAUAAGCAUGUGUGCACAUCUGUAUGAAUUUGUUAUACGCUUUUAAAGAGCGUAAAUAAACGAAUAUGUUGUAAAUUAAUGUAUUCUUGAGUUUUGGUUUCAAGUGAACACUUACCAAAGCAAACAGGUACAUUAGUACUAUAUAUUUAUGUUAAUA